Messenger RNA from Enterobius vermicularis (human pinworm), 930 nucleotides. The record is from the annotation of a GenBank genome assembly. Lineage: Eukaryota; Metazoa; Nematoda; Chromadorea; Rhabditida; Oxyuridae.
AGAAUAUUACUUGGCGUACCAUGCCGAGUAUGUCAAGACCAUUCAUCUGGAAAACACUAUGGCAUUUUCAGUUGUGAUGGCUGCGCUGGUUUCUUUAAGCGCUCUAUUCGUCGACAUCGACAAUAUGUAUGCAAAAAUCGUGGCGGUGGACAAGAGGGCAAAUGUUUGGUGGACAAAACACAUCGGAAUCAAUGCCGAGCUUGCCGACUUCGGAAAUGCUUAGAAAUUGGUAUGAAUAAGGAAGCGGUACAACACGAACGAGGACCUCGUAAUGGUACUGCACGGCGGCAGUUAACACUUUAUGCACCGUCCACAUCGCCUACCCGAAAUGCAUCGCCCGAAUAUGGAUCAGAUUCCGAUUCGCCGGCAUCCUGUAUCAGUAACACUGAAGUAACGCCGACAACAUCAAACGAUGCAGCUGCGCGAUUAUUUUUACAAAUUUUACAGUGGUCAAAAACCUUAUUACCGUUUAUCAGUCUAAAUGUUGCCGAACAGAUAACAGCAAUUGUUAAUUCAUGGGGUGUAUUAUUUUUGUUGUCUGCUGUCGAGAAUCGUAUCAUACAAAGUUCAUCGUUGAAUACAGCAGAAUCAACGCAAAAUGCAACGUUGAAAGCCAAACUGCUGUCUGCUGUAUCGCAGUUGGAAAUGCUCAAAUUGGAUGCCAGUGAAUACAGCUAUUUACGAAUGUUAAGCCUUCUGAAAGGUCGAAAUGCCCAAAUCGAGCAACUAUCAAAAAUUUAUUUGGCCCAACAUCAGCAACUGUUAUAUCCAUGUCAACCGUUACGUUAUAUCUCCUGUAUGGUACUGUUAGAGACAAUGCCACAGUUUGAGCCAAUUCUUUUAGACCUGUAUUUUAAGCGUACCAUUGGUGAAACACCAAUACAAACAUUAAUUGCAGAUUUAGUUACCAAAAAAGAUAGUCAAGUUUGA